Malania oleifera is the source of this 1002-nucleotide messenger RNA. RefSeq lists its product as uncharacterized. The record is from RefSeq and is a predicted model, not a curated record. The transcript has a single exon. The coding region runs from base 241 to 852 and encodes 203 amino acids. Lineage: Eukaryota; Viridiplantae; Streptophyta; Magnoliopsida; Santalales; Ximeniaceae.
UCCGUAGAUUCUUGAAGUAUUAGCAAUUCUAAUUCAAUGGUUUGAAUGGAUUACAAAUUUUAAAAUUAUAUUUACUUUUAUUUUGCUAUAGUUUUUGUUUUUUUUGUUUUUUUGUUUUUAUUUCGAGAAUUUCACAAAUAUUGAAAAAGAAUAAAAGAUAUAUAGAUCCAUCUUCCUCUUUGAUUGGAAUCACAUACAGAGAGCAGCCACGGUGAGCAGUGAAGACGAAAGAGCGAAGAGAUGAACCACAAGAAGGGGCCAGCUCCGGGGAGGAGAGAGGAAGACGAUGUGGAGGAACUGCUACGCGCCGCCGAGGACGAGAUGCUUCUCAACCUCGCCCGCGACUCCCACAUGUCCCGCGUCUCCCCCUCCUAUCUCCACCCCGAUCUGGAUCGUCGAUUCCGAGCCCUCAAAUCCCCCUCUUCCUCUUCUUCGUCUCGGAAGGCAGCGCCAAAACCACCAGAUCCGCCGCAACGGCCACCGGAAACAACCGUAGAGAAAUCCGACGAGAUGCGACGACCUCAAGAAGAGGACGACGAUCUCUUGGCCAGAUUCGUCGCUCUCAAGGCCUCGCUCCCCUCCUCAUCUCCAUCCACCGCCGAAUCUCAUCCGCGUUCCGGCGGAUCGGGCGGUCCGGAUCGGUUUGAUCGGCCGCGCUCCGACAGCGACGAUGCUGACGAGGAUGAAGUUGCGAAGGUGAUCCAGUGGGCCAUCGAUGCCGCUCGCCUUGAUCCUUCUCCCCCCUCCGACGAUGACGACGAUCACAGUCGCGACCGCGACAGCGACAGCGACGAUGAGUCCGAUAGCGAAGAUGAACAAGUCAGACGUGAGAAAGUGAAGAAAAAUGUGUAAUUUUUAAUCCUCUUAGUAACUCUCAUGUUAUCUACUUGUAUACAAAACGCGUUAUUCAUACACAUUUUUGUGGUGCAGUGUUUAUUUAGUUAAAAACAUAUUAUUUUUGUAAAUUAUUAUUUAUUGAAUUCAAGUAUGUUUGAGCUACAA